UCCGGCGACGAUGAGAAGGGAAGAAGAACCCCGAGCGGCUGCGCCACUUCUUCCGCCGCGAUGCCGCUGGCCGUGGAGGCCGGGCCGGCUCGCCUGGUCCGCUCCGCCCAGAAGGACGAGCUCUACCGGGGGGCGCUGAGGAACAGGGCCGGCGCCGCCGUGGCUGGCCUGGCGGGUGCUAAAGUUUGGCUAGAAUGGCAAAAAGAGAUCGAGCUGCUCGCAGACGUCGCCUAUUUCGCCCUUACUACCCUUUCAGGUCAUCAAACUCUUGGUGAAGAAUAUGUCAACGUUAUCCAAGUAGAUCCAUCGAAGAGGAAAGUCCCUUCAUUAACACGCAGGGCCAUUUUGGUGUCUCUGCACACCGUCUUGCCUUACUUGUUAGACAAGGGAUUGGCCCAACUCGAACAGGAGCUUGAGGCAAACUCCAGCGGGUUGCAAACUCUGCAGAGCAGGAACUUGGGUGGAUUCCAAAGCCGGACAUUGCUGCGAAGUUGGAUGCAGAGACGGGUCAGCCGAUUAAUGGAGUGGCAGAGAGUAUUUCUCGGUCGGGCUGUUCGUAUCGUCAAGCAAAGUCUCCCAGUCCUCCGGAGGUUGCACUUAGCCGUCUUUUAUAUGAAUGGCAUCUUCUACCAUUUGUCUAAAAGGACAACAGGAAUCACAUACUUACGCUCUGUAGGAUUCUCCGAAGAUGACCAGGCCAUUCGAUCAAGUUACAAGCUACUUGGGAUCAUUUCACUCCUGCAUCUGGGGCUGAUGCUCAGCAUCUACGCCUACAACUUCCAGCAUCGACAGAGGGCGAGAAAAGAAUGGAAGCUACACCAUAACCUCUCCUAUCAGAUACAACCUGAAGAGAGGAUCCUUAACCGCAGCUCACGCUGCGCUCUGUGCUUAGAAGAACGCCGGCAUGCCACGGCCACGCCAUGCGGCCACCUCUUCUGCUGGGAAUGUAUUGCUGCAUGGUGCAACACAAAGGCUGAGUGUCCUCUGUGUAGAGAGAAAUUUCAUCCCCAAAAGUUGAUUUACUUACGACACUUCCGUUAAACUGCCGCCUGCCAGAUUGCGAACUGCUAAGAGCCAACGAAAAUACAAGCUUUGACCAAGCGCAAGACUUUAUUUUGAUAUUAAAUUGCUGUGACCGAACGGAAGCCAAACAUUUGACUUGGGAUACAAACCUAUCCAUUUAUAACACAAACUGCUGUCGAUCCACUUUUGUCUGAGAGGGUUUGAGGUCAGGGAGCGAGGAGCACCUGAGAAGCAGUUUGAAGUUCUUAGACCUUUACCCAGCCUAGGAAAUUUGAAUUCUGCAAUUUUGCUUUAAGCAUAUUUUCAGAAACAAUAGCAACCCCCCCAACCUUACACACUACCACAUAACUAAAUUCUACUUAUGGUGGCGUUUAAAAUGUUUCAAAUCCAGAAGGGCUGUAUAAUGUAGCCAUCUUGGAUACCAGUCUUGUAAAACAGAGGCGUACAGGGCUUUGGAUUCAAUUCUACAGACACAGCUGCUUUUACAGUUCACAGAUCUGGCUUCUGUAAGCACCUUUGGGGAAUCGAAUCUGAAGCACCGGACAGCUCUCUUGAAAAAUCACUCUUCAAGCUUUGGUGCCCUUGUUGCAUCUGCUGCUCAAAGUAUACAUGUUUGUGGGUCUUUCUCUAUUGCUAUCUUCUGAGUUUAAUGCGCCUCGAGCUGGCAGAGGAGAAUCUCUAAAUUUGACACAGCAAUCAGAGGAAAUAUCAAUAUUGAUACCAAGAGACCAUGAAAUGCACCCUUCCUGGUACUUCCGACAUACUGCCCCAGGCAGCAGGGAGGAAUCUUGGAAGUCCAGCAACACCUGGAAGGCCACAGCUGAUGUUCCCAUCACCCAGGCUACCAAGCCUUAAUUGUGUGGUUAUGUCUGACUGGUUCCAAUAGCAUUUGCUUCUGAAAAGCUGAUUAAAGAUCCCAUUUCUAAAUGGAGGGGCACUGACACUUUGUCCCUUGUAGUCAAGCUGGAAAAAAGGACAUGUUUCCUUUUUUUUUUUUUUACAUAAAAAAGAAGCAAAAUUUCCUAUCGCAUGAAGAGCCCACAACCUGCUUUUUUUAAAAAAAUAAUGCUGUAGGAGAAAUCGACCUAUAUGGCACAGAAGAUUUAAAUAUGUCAUCACUCUGCCAAAAUGCAAUGUAAACAUUUACUUUUGGAGUUGCCAGUAAGUUGCUACUUUACCUUUCAAGAUAAUAUUUGUACAAUAGUGCAAAGGGCUGUUUUUAUUGAGACAGCUAAAAUACAAUAUUCCACAAGAUUAAAUUAUAUGCGUUUAAGAAAGCAGGAUGGAGAGAAAACUUUAAACGUAAUACAGUUCUUUACAUUGGUUUUAUAAAGACUGCUGAACCCAAGAAAGGGACAAUGUCUUUUAAUAAAGUUUGGAAUUUAAAAAGUCACUUAAUAAAACCAUUCAUAGCUAUAUCACAUCAAAAAUGUUUUACAUGCAGGUUGUUUAUUUUUAGAUUUCUCUCCAUAGAAAAUUAAAAGCUGGGUUAAAACCCCAUAAAAUUCAGUCUGCUGCGUCCAAUCUAGAUGCAUCUUGGAAAGGGCUAUGAAGCAAACUUUAAAAAAAAAAAAAAACUCAAAGAAAUGUGUCAAAAUACUCUUUACCUAAUAUUAUAUAUACAUGUAAUUAUUAUUCCAGGCCUUUUCCAAAAUUUAAAAAAAAAUCAUGGUAGUUAAAUUUUGAAUAAUUACAAAACAGCUGAUGACUAAACAAAACCCCCCCAAAAACCACCCAACCCAUCAUCCACCUCUUCGCCCUAAAAGCCAAGUCCGAUUCCUCCUCUCAGUCAAUGAAGACAGGUUUAUUUUAAAUGCCCAAAUUAAGUUAUAAUAGGCACAGGGGUAUCAAUUACCUCUCUAAAUCCAAGGGAUGUCAAAGUUGAACGUUUAUCACUGCAUCCCAUUCUUGUAUUCUGAUUAUCUCAUUUCAGCAAGGUACAGGGUACGUACUGGAUUGGAGAAUAAAAAAGGACUCCCCCCCCC
Molecule: messenger RNA, 3008 nt
Organism: Python bivittatus (Burmese python)
Lineage: Eukaryota; Metazoa; Chordata; Lepidosauria; Squamata; Pythonidae
Source: RefSeq, a predicted model, not a curated record